UUCAAGGAGAGAUAUGGCGUUUAUGUAUCCGAUGCAUUUUCCGGCAGUACCAUUACGAUGGGAUGAACCAGCAUGGGCAAUUCCUUGUACAGAUGCGGUUGAUGAAGUUUUGCUUUCAAGGCUAGAAUCACGUCUUAAUGCACAGUCUGUAUUUACGCAAAUGCGUUCUGUACCAAAUGUUAUCUCUGGAAGCACUUUACUGCAAGAAAUAGAUGAUUUGGAAGAGAUUGACGAAGAAGUAGCUGAUGAAGACGAUGAACAGAAUCAAUAAUUUCACCCUAUUUCCAUAUGAAAUUUUUGUUUGACUUCAGACAUCAGCACGCGUAGAUCAUUUAUUUGUUCUACUAUUUCUUAAUUUAAAAGAGAAGAAAAACUUUCAAAUUCAGUCAUGCUUUGGAAUUUUUUGAGUGGAUUAAGGAGGAAAAUGAUGUAUAAGAAGUUCUGUGUCAUUUCUUCAUUUUUUUUUUUUAAAGUUCUUAAAUGUUGAGGAUCUUUUGAAACAGUUGAUCUUAUUGUAACCCUGUCAAUAUCAAUAUGUACGACGUUCUCCGAACAAUCAUGAGCUGAUGCUACUUCAGAAAAUAUAUUGAACUUUUUCAUCUUGCAGACAGAUGCUAUUUAAUGAGUGAGUUUAUUCUACUCAUAGGAUUGUUUCAAAAUUAAGAUCUAGGCGACGACCUGUCUAAUGGCUACAUUAGCAUGAUUUAACGCUACUGCACUGGCCAUUAUUCCUUUCAUGUCAUAACUUGUAUGAAUGGGUUUCAUAAUUGCUUUUCAAGACGA
Loa loa (African eye worm) is the source of this 783-nucleotide messenger RNA. RefSeq lists its product as hypothetical. The record is from RefSeq and is a predicted model, not a curated record. Bases 14 to 271 code for a protein of 85 amino acids. The transcript is spliced from 2 exons. Lineage: Eukaryota; Metazoa; Nematoda; Chromadorea; Rhabditida; Onchocercidae.